Molecule: messenger RNA, 4865 nt
Organism: Chiloscyllium plagiosum (whitespotted bambooshark)
Lineage: Eukaryota; Metazoa; Chordata; Chondrichthyes; Orectolobiformes; Hemiscylliidae
Source: RefSeq, a predicted model, not a curated record
GGCCUGGUGGGGAUGGGUCGAGCCUGCGGCGGGGAUGGUAGACCGAGCUGCGGCCGAGGAGCGGGGCCGGGGCAGGCUCCGGCUGUUGGCGGCCGAUAUUCAGGCCGCGCUUCGCUCCGGGGUAGCGGUACCCUCCCUGGCCCGGUGCCUCGAGGAGCUGCUCCUCAACAGCCUGGAGGCCGGCUGCGGCUGCGCGGCCGCUCGCGUGAACGCGCAGGCUGGGCGCGUGCAGGUGGCGGAUAACGGGGCGGGGCUGGAGCGCGCGGCCCUGGAGCUGGCGGGCACGCGCUACUGCAGUGGGGACCCUGGGGCUGGGGGUGAGAGAGACCCUGGGGGUGGUGGAGACCCUGGGGCUGGGGGUGAGAGAGAACCUGGGGGUGGGGGAGACCCUGGGGGUGGGGGUGGCGAAGGCGAAGGCCCUGGGAAUAGGGGUUGGACAUGUCCCAGGGGAGACAAAGGUAGAGACCCUGGGGGAGAGAAUGACAGUAAUCCCAAGCACCUUGAGCUGCCUGGUCCAGGGGGCCGCGGUGAGGCCCUGGCCAGCAUUGCUCACUUGUCAGGGCUGCUGGAGAUAGUGAGCAGGCCGCAGGGUUCCAGCGGGACCUGGGUAAAACUAUUCCGCAAUGGCCACGCCCGACCAGUUUAUAAGGCUGAGAUGGGGAGGCCAAGUCCUGGAACCACCGUCACUGUCUGCAACCUCUUUUACCAGUUGCCAGUGAGGCAACGCCGCCUUGGUCAGCCCAUGGAGUGGGAGCAGAUCCGCUGUCGAGUACAGGCUCUGAGCUUUCUCUAUCCUGGUGUCUCAUUCACUGUACGUGAUGAAGCCUCCUCUGCGGUUGGAGGCUCAUUGGUGGUGAGGCUUCCCAAAGUCAGUAGCCUUCAGGCCCGUUUUGCUCAGAUCCAUGGCCCUCAGCAGGCAGCAACACUGGGCUGCAUCCAGCACUCAUCCAAUGGGUUCCAGCUGAGUGGCUUCAUCAGUCGCCAGGGCCACCACAACAAAGCCCAGCGACUGAUAUUUGUCAACCGGCGACUGGUGCUUAAAACCCGUAUCCAUAAGGAGCUGGACUCACUGCUGAGGCGACGCAGCUUAAUCUGUCGGCCCGAACCUGGCACUGGGCCCCGGGGAGGCUCCCAUCUUCAUCCUGUCUAUAUCAUCAACAUCAAUUGUGACCGUAGCCAGUAUGAUGCCUGCUGGGAGACAAACAGGACCUUGCUAGAGUUCACUGACUGGAACCAGCUGCUGAGUUUGCUGGAGGAGGGGGUUCAGGCUUUCUUGCGACAGGAACAGUUACUGGUUGACCCCGUAGAGGAGCAGAUUCCUGAUCCACAGGCUAUUGCUAGCUUAGAUUUCAGGUUCUCACAUGAAAGAGUAGCAGUGCUGUCCAAAUCAGUUCAUCGGCAGGUAGUGGUUCCAGGCAAUCCAAAGUUGGAGACAGGUUCUGAACCCUGUCAAGGGCAAGUCUGUAAUGACACCAAAGAUCUAGCCUUGCAUGCUCAAACAGGCACACUUGACAAGCCUCCAUUGGAAAAGGAGGGAAGCAUUUUCCUCAGGAACCUGAGUACAUCUAAAAGCUCUCUGACACAACCAACAGAGCAGGUACAGUCUAGCACAGCUCUUUGCCAACUCACAGCUGUCGAUGAGAGUACGAUCUUGUCAGUCAUUGAAAGCCCCUCACAAGUGGAGAAGCUAGCAGAGACAGGCAUAAGAAAGCAGGUAGGGGAAUCACAGGGGGAGCAGGUGAGAGACUCGCGGAGGGAGCAGGUGGGAGAAUCGCAGGAAAGGCAGGCACAAGGGGAGUCUCAGGGGCAGCAAGUAGGAGAUGGGAAGAAGUUGGGGGAGUCACGAAGGGAGCAGGCAGGAGAGCGGGAGCAGAUGGGGGAGUCACAGGAGGAACAGGCUGAAGCAUCACAGGGGAAUCGGUGGGCAGAGGGGCUGCACUGGGAACAGGAACUUGAGGUGAAAUGGCAGAAGGACGAGGUGCUUGGGGGAAAGAAGAUUGUGAAACUGGGUAUGACCGGUCUGAUAACCCACAUUGUCCCUGGAAAAACGAUAGAUGUAGGCACUUUAAGUGAUAACUCUUCAGACAGGGAUCAUGUCUGUCGUCCCGGCCCAAUGAGUGCUUGGGAGAUUCUGAAUGAAAAGAUGAGAAAGGGAGAUGGACAGCUCAUGCCUGAUGACCAAGCGCUUUCAAAUAUAUCUCAGAAAAAUGGGAGAGAUAUUCCCCAGGGUUCUGUAACUGCCUGUCAGAAAAUUCCGAAUACUCAUCAGUCUCAUUGUACAUCUGGAAGCUUUGCUGAAUCAAUGACAAUCUCUCAGAAGAUGAACUUACCACAAUGUCGCUCCAGUUUGGAGAACAGAAAUCCUGCCAACUGUAAGCCUGUAUGUUGUCAGGCAAGAUUUCACAGGAAGCUGGGCAUGUCCCUAAUAACUGGAUCUUUGGAUGUAUUUCGGAGAAACUAUGGUAAAAUCAGUGAUGAUCAGGAUGCUGGAGGCCCUUCUCAAGAUAGUGUGACUGUUCAGGACUGUACUGGUGAAGCAACCGAGAGGCCAUCACGAUCUAAUGUGACUGUAAUCCUGGGAACAGAGAAGCUGCACCAGAAUACAGGUAUUGGGUAUGCUGAUUCUGUAACUAGUCACCAGAGUGAGAGUUUGCAGUUUGAUCAAUGUGAUUGCAGUAGUCUUUUAAGGAAUUUGUAUUCAGAUGGAACUUUCCCAGUUGCUGAUUGUGUGGCCAGGGCACAUUCUACCCCAAUUGCAACGCCUGGUUAUUCACAAGCCAAGCAAACCUCUCCAGCUAGCAAGGAGCCUCGAAGAACCCUCGCUACAAAAUUGUCCAAGUUAAAGGAUCUUAAAGGACAGCCUGCUGAAGAUAAAAGUGCAGAGUCCAAAGUAGGAAGUUCCAUAGGUACUUGCCAACCUUGUGAGAGUUUCAAGGACCUUCAGCCAGAACAGCGGUGUGCAAAACCUCCAACUCUGCUCCAAAAACACUCAGCUGCUCAGGUGAGCUCUGAACAUUCUCCUGUUCCAGAGAGGAGAGUGACUGAGGCAGACUGGCAGGAAGAUAGCAAUACUGCAACAAGUGAAAGAGUCCAAUUCCUGAGUAACAGCACAUCUUGUGUUGUUAAGUUGCCAUGUCCUGCAGUUGAUGAAACAGAUGUUCACUCUGAUCUACAGGUUGGAGAUCAGUCUCAAGAUGACAGAACUGGUGCUGUAAACUUGAGCCCAUUUACAGAGGAUUUUGUCUUAAUGCAGAAAAUGUCAGAGCCAGUUUAUAUUCAAACUAAAUCAAUAGAUGCUGAACAAUUUCUGGCAAGUUGUGUAGAGGACUCUAAAGGUCAAAGUGAUCCAUUGAAACGUUUCCCUUCGGACUGGUUGCAAUACUUUGAUGGAUCCCUUGGGAAAAUGGUGUAUGUAAACAGCAUGACUGGGCUGAGUAGCUAUGAUGUCCCACCAGAUGUCCAGACAGAAGCUGCUUGUGUAAGAGACUUCACAACAAUGCCAGUUAAUGUUCUCACUAAGACGGGUUUCCAAUACCAGUGUUACCCAUUCCGCAGUCAUAGUCUUAUCCCUUUCCUGCCACGGCCACAUGAAGAGAGACAGAAAGACAAAAGCGCUACCCAGUCGGGAUCAAAUGAUUCUCUGCGCUCACUGUUUCGAGAGUGGACAAAUCCAGUCUUUCCUCGCCCUCCAGAGGUUGCUGUCGAUGUUAGCAAUGAUCAGGCUGGAAGUUUGGCAGUGAAGAUUCACAACAUCCUAUACCCUUAUCGCUUCACCAAAGAUAUGAUCGGCUCAUUGCAGGUUCUUAACCAGGUGGACAACAAGUUCAUUGCCUGUUUGAUAGAAACAAGGACCAACAAAAAAGCACCAACAGAUUGCUAUGAGAGGAUACCGGAUGCUGCUGGUCAGAGGAGGCUAUGUAGCUCAAUAGUAUGUCCCCCGAUGGAGAUCAGUUGUACCCAGGAUGAAAUUAGGCUUUUACGGUUGUACAGGAAGCACCUGGAGACUGCUGGGUUGCAGGUAGAGUUUCGUGAUGCCGAGAAUCCUGUGAUACUGAUCAAAAAGGUGCCAGCCUGCUUUAUAGAAAAAGAAGCCAAUGAAGUUCGUAGAGGACGGCAUUCGGUCACUCAGACCAUCCUGAAGGAGUUCCUUCAGGAACAGAUUGAGAUGUUUCAGUCAACAGGAGGAUUCCAAGGUGUGCUGUCACGGACAGUGCUGAAGGUGCUGUCCUCACAGGCCUGUCGUGGUGCUGUGAAAUUCGGUGAUGGACUCAAUGUGGAAGAAUGUAGAAGCCUGAUGGACUCGCUGGCUGGCUGCGACCUGCCCUUUCAGUGUGCUCAUGGAAGACCAUCCAUACUACCCCUGGUAGAUCUGGAUCAUCUAGGGAUGGAAAAAGAGGUUCAUCACAGACCAAAUUUACAGAAACUGCACCAGUUGUGUGAAGCCCGGUUCAACAGUGGAAGUAUUUAAUUGGCUGUGGCAACAGUCCAGACGUCUGAGGGUGGAAUUUUUACCUGAAGCUCUUUGUAAUGACCAAUGCUUGCACCAUCACUUAAUCAUUGCCUCCAGUUUCCUGGUGGUACCUGAUGUGAAAUGGAUAAAGUGCUGUCUCCUCACAGUUGGCACUAUGCAUCUUCUGCCUGAUAGACUGUAUGGGAAGGAACAGUGUAGUCCAUAUGGGCAUUUAACAUCAGGCUUUGCCAUCUGCAAAAGCAUGAACUAUGGCCACUCACACUUUCAAUGGUACUUAGGAGCAGGACUCCGCUUUGUGCCCAGGAACUGUCAGCUGCUGUCACAGCAAGCCAUUGUUUUAUGCACGUUCCAUUAUUACUACUUAUUUAUUGAAUAAAUAGUUUGUUAAUAUAAA